GAUUGCUGAUCAAAUAUCGACUAAGAGCAUGCAAAAGGGACUUAAUUAUUACCAGCAAGGCUACAUUCAUGAGGUGACACUUCAGUUCCCGACCGUAUCCGCCAAGUGUUGGCCAUCACUCAGGAAAAACAACUCGCCUCAUCGACUGUCACUUGACCUUGAUGUCGACCGAAUCAAAUAUGCUUAUUGCUCUUGUAAAGCUGGAUUAAGUGGGAAGUGUUCCCAUAUAAUAGGUCUGAUCAAGACAUUGCAGGGAUUCAAGCUCCACAACUUCAAAGAAAUUCCAUCUGAUUUGAGUUCCACAUCCAUGCCACAACAAUGGAACAAGCCAAGGGGAGACAAAAUCUUGCCAGUGCCUAUCAGCCAGGUUGUGGUUGCUAGACCAACUGAGCAACGCAAGCGGAAGCCAAUACAAUGCCACACCAACAUGAAUUACAAGCUACCAAGGGUUGAUAUGGCAAGUCUUCAAACUCUACAGGGCACACCACUCCUGCAUAGAACAGCACAACAUGAUUUGCCUUCGGUGCAAACUCCCCUGGGAGAUGUGCCAAUUGGAUCUGCACUAUCUUAUCAGGUAUAUAUCUACAUAUCUAUGUCAAAGAGGUGCAACUAA
This is a messenger RNA of Haliotis rubra (blacklip abalone), 613 nucleotides long. RefSeq lists its product as uncharacterized. The record is from RefSeq and is a predicted model, not a curated record. The transcript has 3 exons. The coding region runs from base 29 to 613 and encodes 194 amino acids. Gene Ontology annotation, molecular function: zinc ion binding. NCBI's taxonomy places the organism in Eukaryota, Metazoa, Mollusca, Gastropoda, Lepetellida, Haliotidae.